CAGACUUUCCGGUAGUUUAUCCGCCUCUGGCCCCGUCGCAGUAUUUACGUGACCAUCUCGGACAUCUUGUAGAGCAAGCCCUCUUUUCACUCGCCUAGCUUCUGUUUCGAGCUCACAUUCAGCAUGCCGAGUACAGUCUUCCCCCCCGUUCCCCAUCACGAAAGACUCUCUACUACAACCGAAAGCUUGGAAUGGGCGGACCUUCCUAUCGUCGAUCUUUCCAAAGCGGACACUCCUGAAGGACGAGCUCAGCUUGCUCUUCGAGUUCGCGAUGCCAUGUCCAAGGAAGGAUUUUUCUACGUCAUCAACCAUGGUUUGACGCAGGCGCAGAACGAUCGUAUGUUCGACAUCGCAGACGUGCCGUUCUCUCUCGUUGGAGACGAUGAAAAGAAGAUAUACACUGGUGACUUCGAAAAGACAGGCGUCUAUCUCGGAUACAAAGCAAGGCAGCAUUGGCACAUCAAUGGCGGUGUCCGCGACCAAAUAGAACAGUACAACAUGGAUCGAGACGUCUCAAAGAGCGAGCAUCCGAAAGCUCUCAGGCCAUUCCUCCCGGAGAUCGAUGCCUUCAGCAGAUAUUGCCACUACGAUAUCUUGAACCCUAUACUCAGGCUUUUGGCAUUGGGGCUCGAGCUUCCCGAGGAAACGUUCGUCAAUAUCCAUGGCUUCGAGGACAACAACGAGACUGCCAUUCGAUUCAUGAAAUAUUUCCCCCGUUCCGAGAAAGAAGAGCUCAUCACCGAAAACGUUUGGCUCAAAGGUCAUACCGAUAUCGGCAGUGUCUCCAUGCUCUUCAGCCAGCCCAUCUCGGCACUACAGAUGCUUUCUCCGGAUGGAAAAUGGCGAUGGGUCAAGCACAUAGACCACGCUCUGGUAAUCAAUGCCGGAGACGUGAUGGAGUUCCUCUCGGGCGGUUUCUACAAGGCGACCAUUCACCGUGUCGUGCAGCCUCCCGAGGACCAGCGAGGUUACCCUCGAGUUGGCGUAUUCUACUUUGCCAAGGCGAAUGACGACGUUAAACUCGUCCCGUUCGCCGAGAGCCCUCUUUUGCAGAGGGUUGGCAUCAAGCGGCUGUGCGAUGACGCUGACGCUCCGACGAUGCUCGAAUGGCGCAAGAGCCGAACCAGUGCAUAUGGUUUGACAAAGCUAGAGAAGAAGGAGAACAAUAUCGAGGAGGAGGUCAUCAUUGGGGUCGUUGUGAAGCAUUACAACUAGUCGCUUGUAGAACAUGAGUAUGACUUGUCGGAUUUGUUGCACGUCGACUCCGGAUAACUGUGUUCAUUGGUUCGACAGAUCAUGGUGAUAUCGAAUAACUGUUGGUAGCAAAUAUUGGAAGUGUUCGCUUCUUUUUGCAUUUUGAUUUGAAUGGG
Laetiporus sulphureus 93-53 is the source of this 1370-nucleotide messenger RNA. Its product is annotated as Clavaminate synthase-like protein. The record is from RefSeq and is a predicted model, not a curated record. The transcript has 10 exons. Bases 124 to 1215 code for a protein of 363 amino acids. Gene Ontology annotation, molecular function: dioxygenase activity. Lineage: Eukaryota; Fungi; Basidiomycota; Agaricomycetes; Polyporales; Laetiporaceae.